AUGCUUAUUGCAAGCUCACUAGACAAGGACGCAUGGAAAGAAGUGGUCAACGAAUUUAUCCGCUCCGAGCUCGGUGUGAGAACUGACCAGAAGAAGCCCGCGCCGUUUGGUGGUGAUCCGUCGGUUGCCAAUGGACGCGAGUCGUUGCGUGUUGCAUACAGUUUAUUUGCGGGACACGGGCCUGCUGCCAUCCAAGAGUUACUACCUCCAAAGAACCUGGCGCGCACUGACGCGAACUCACUGAUGGCCCCCAUGAUCCCCAUGGCGCAUGCUACUCCGAUUUCGCCCAACUUCCCACAACCCGUGUUAACAUCCAGUGUGCCAACACCCGCCUUACUUCAAUGGAACGAAAUUGCCGCAACUAUCAUCUCUAACCAAGCUGAUCCACAGGCCUUGACCGCUCUGGGAGACUACCUGGUAUCGAACAAAUGGGUCGAGGCUGCACAUGUUUGCUAUUUGCUUUCACCUACUACCUCGGCAUUAGGUGGGCUUUCUACUCCCUCGGUACGCGUGAUAUUGCUUGGCUCUGAGAGCCCCAGCACAUCGCGCAACUUUGAGAAAGACGACGACGCGAUCAUCUUUACCGAAAUUGCCGAAUACGCGUAUUCGCUCGUUCCAACGGUCAAGGGCCAGGAAGCAUAUGCAGGUUUGCCCCACUUGCAAGCAUACAAGCUUCUUCGCGCGGCAAAACUCGCUGAAAUGGGGCAUGUAGCUCUGGCGUCAAGGUACUGCGAAGCUAUCGUUACUUCGACUCGCAUCUUCAACCGCCCUUCGCCAUUCUUUACCCCUGCCUUCCUUGAACAGUGCAAGGAAUUAUCCGAUCAUCUCUCUGGUGUACCUCAGCUCGACAGCAGCGGCUCUUGGAUCGGAAAAAAGGUCGCCAAACCAAGCCUCGACUCUAUUGGCAAUUGGCUUUCAGGCGGGCUCACCAAACUCAUUGCUGGCGAUGGAGAAGAAUUUAGUACAACGACCGAACCUGGCCCUAAAACUGAAAGUGGAGCAUUUUCACACUACAGCUCGAUCUCCUCGGCGAACACGAGCCAAACACCCUCUCCUAACGCUUCAGUUGUCGCUUUGCCAUCACAAGCCAGUGUGCCUCCUCCAAGGCGGGCAGGUUCUGCUAUGGCGCAACGGCCAGGAUCCGCUGCGGCUCAACGUAAUGGCGCACCAGCCCAUCCAGACCGCUCCGCCUCAGCGAUGGAUUACUUGCGCCCACCCGCAAAUAAGGGGACUCCUGCUGGUACCGAGCAACAAGAUGCGAAUAAACGGGAGAAGGGCACCACCGCUGGUACUACAUAUCACCCUGUGAGCGAUGACCCAGCCACUACCGAAGGCGAGGGAGAGGGCGGCUUCAUUUCAUUGAUGGACACUUUCUCGCCCAUGCCAUCUCCUGCGCCUGGAGGUUCAUCCUUUACAUCGACUCCCCAGCGAGUUGAGGAAGAAGACGAAACGGAGGAUCUUGGUCUCGGCAACUCUAAGAAGGCGGCCGAAAAAACAAUUCCUCAGGCUGAUGAUGGCAAACAAAACAAGGAGCCAGAGGCUAAACCAGAGCCGAAAGAGGAGGCCAAACCAGAAGCGCCCAAACCACCAGAAAUUAAACCAUCGUCGUCUUGGCUCGGACGCUGGUGGACUCGAAAGGAAACCGACUCUCCUGGACCUGUUAAGGCUCAUCUAGGAGAUCAGGUGUCAUUGGUGUAUGACAAGGAACUCAAACGAUGGGUUAAUCCUAAUGCACCCAAACCCGAGCCGACAGCAACUCCGCCCCCGCCACCUUCAAGGGCACCAUCCCGAGCUCAGGCAGGGUCGCCCGGCCCUGGACCAUCUCCAUUGGGACGAACCAGUGACCUGACCUCUGCUCCACCCAGUCGAUCACAGUCGUCCACCAGCUUAGCCCCUCCAAACACAUCUGGUCCACGACGUGUCCGUUCCAUGCUGAACGAGUCAUUCGGCCCUGGUGGUGACAUUUCUAGUUCAGAAACCAAUUCGCCAACGAGCACCCCUCCGGCAAGCUUACGCGGCCCACCAAGUAGAGGGUCAACGCCAGGCGGAAAACGCAAUGUCCGAAGCCGAUAUGUGGAUGUGUUUGCUCAGCCACCUUCGACAUGA
Rhizoctonia solani is the source of this 2106-nucleotide messenger RNA. Its product is annotated as COPII coat assembly protein Sec-16. The transcript is spliced from 8 exons. Gene Ontology annotation, cellular component: endoplasmic reticulum exit site; ER to Golgi transport vesicle membrane. The coding region runs from base 1 to 2106 and encodes 701 amino acids. Gene Ontology annotation, biological process: autophagy; COPII vesicle coat assembly; Golgi organization. The record is from RefSeq and is a predicted model, not a curated record. Lineage: Eukaryota; Fungi; Basidiomycota; Agaricomycetes; Cantharellales; Ceratobasidiaceae.